AUGGGCACUCUUCUUGACUACCCUCAAGAGGGAUGCGGAGGCACCUCAGUGGCCGGGUUGCGAGACCCAAAUUGUUGGAAGUUUUGGAGAUUAUGGAAACCAUAUGCCGUGGACCCAGACCUGCGGAAGCGCACAAAGGCGUCUCGACGGGCUCGGCAAAACAUAUUGGCCUCCAUUCAUCCAAAACAAGCUUCCAACGAUCAAGUGUGGAUCGUUGAGCGCAUCCCCAGUGAUACGAUGGCUGUGCCGGAUAGUUUGAACUUCCCGCGCUUGGACGCACCAGCGAGGACGGAGAUUGAUGUUUCUCGACUUGGUCAGUUUCGUGAGGCGCUAUCGUCUCAUCCUGUUUCCAGCGUGCGGACGGCUGUUGCAGAAGACACCCGCAGAGAUGGCUGCUUGUUCACUGGAAACUCGUUCAGAGUUGAUGUCGACGAAGCAAGCAUGGAUCCAACCAUUCUAGAGGUUGCGCGGGUCCCAGAAGCUGCAGAUAGCGCCAUUCCUCAAAUCUGGUUGAGUAUGGAUGAUGCAAGGGUCGAGCACAAUGAAACUCCAUCAUGGGUGGUAUCCAGCCCUUCUUCUGGCCAGCCAGAGGAGCCCGUUGAUCGGGAACAGAACCAUCUCCACGUGCCACGGCGAACUUCAUCGGUGAAGCGAGCGUACCGCAUGGCGGAGAGGAUCGAUCAAAUUGCCCAAUCCAUACCGGAUGUGGAGGGUGUCGUGUACACCGACAGCUUCGAGAAGCUUAGUUGCGUGGCGUUGUCUCUCCAGCGCCAUGGCCAGCUUGAGGUUGAGGCCCAGCGAUGGCGGAAGACGUCGGAACACAACGAGCGCCUUCUCACGUAUUACAUGAAGCGGGCAGCUCACCUGGAAGCAGAGAAUGAGUCUCUGAAGCUGGUGCACAAGCAGGUCCUUUCUUGCGGCGACGGCCUUUUAACUGAUAUGUGA
Messenger RNA from Thyridium curvatum, 945 nucleotides. RefSeq lists its product as uncharacterized. Bases 1 to 945 code for a protein of 314 amino acids. The transcript has a single exon. The record is from RefSeq and is a predicted model, not a curated record. Lineage: Eukaryota; Fungi; Ascomycota; Sordariomycetes; Thyridiales; Thyridiaceae.